AGAGCUUGCUUUUAAUUAGCAUAGAUGCUCUACUUCUGUAAAGGUUAAAAUGGGUUUAGUAUUUUUGAGGCUCAUUUAAUUUCUCUUUUAGAUAUUGACAUAAAGUAGUGACUUUUAUUUGUGUCGGUUUUGGAAAAAAGCUAGCUACCAGGUGAUACUAGCUAACUGGCUUGGAUAGCGCGGCUAUCACUCAUUCAUUUAAAAUGAGGACAGUUUUGAUGGUAGCAGAGAAACCUUCAUUGGCCCAGUCAAUUGCAAAAAUCCUCUCCAAAGGAAACUGUUCAGUUCGCAAGGGGCUUAAUGGAGCAUGCUCGGUGCAUGAGUACACAGGCAGCUUCCAGAGCCAAACUGUGUACUUUAAGAUGACUUCUGUAUGUGGGCAUGUGAUGAGCCUUGACUUCAUCGGGAAAUACAACAACUGGGACAAAGUGGAUCCUGCUGAGCUGUUCAGUAAAGCCCCCACAGAAAAGAAGGAAGCCAACCCCAAACUUAACAUGGUCAAGUUCCUCCAGGUUGAAGCCAAAGGGUGUGACUGUGUGGUUUUGUGGUUGGACUGUGACAAGGAGGGCGAGAACAUCUGUUUUGAGGUAUUAGAUGCCAUUCAGCUGGUAAUGAGCAAGCCGCAAGGGAGGGAGCGCACCAUCUUCAGGGCGAAAUUCAGCUCUAUAACUGACACAGAUAUCUGGAACGCCAUGAAAUGCCUGGGAGAGCCCAACCGCAACGAGGCCCUCUCAGUUGAUGCCCGCCAAGAGCUGGACCUGCGCAUCGGCUGUGCCUUUACCCGGUUCCAGACUAAGUACUUUCAAGGUAAGUAUGGAAACCUGGAUUCCUCACUGAUUUCGUUUGGACCCUGCCAAACCCCAACCUUAGGGUUUUGUGUUGAACGCCAUGACAAGAUCCAGUCCUUCAAGCCAGAAACAUAUUGGAUCCUCCAGGCAAAGGUGUCAAAUGGGAAGGACAGCUCUCUGACACUGGACUGGAACAGGGUACGAGUCUUUGAUAAGGAAGUGGGCCAGAUGUUUAUCAACCUCGCCAAGACCUCAAGAGUGGCCCGGGUCGAGUCGGUGAGUAAGAAAGAGAAGGUGAAGCAGAGACCGCAGGCCUUGAACACAGUGGAGAUGUUGCGCGUGGCCAGUUCUGCCUUAGGCAUGGGGCCCCAGCACACCAUGCAGAUUGCAGAGCGCCUGUACACACAGGGCUACAUCAGUUACCCACGUACAGAGACAACCCACUAUCCAGAGAACUUUGACCUGAAAGGAACCCUCAGGCAGCAAAUCAACAGCCCCCUCUGGGCACAGGAAGUCAAGGCACUGCUAUCAGCUGGAUUGAACCGGCCUAGGAAAGGAACUGAUGCUGGAGACCAUCCUCCCAUCACACCCAUGCGAGCUGCCUCUGAAGGGGAACUGGGAAGUGAUGGCUGGCAGCUGUAUGAGUACAUCACACGUCACUUCAUUGCCACAGUCAGCCAGGACUGUAAGUACCUGCAGACAACCAUAGAAUUCAGCAUUGGCACCGAGGCCUUCUCAUGCAGUGGCAAAACCCUUUUAUCACCUGGUUACACCGAGGUGAUGCCCUGGCAGGGGAUCCCUCUGGAGGAGGCCAUGCCAGUUUGUGAACAUGGAGAUACUUUUACCGUAGAUGAGAUAAAGCUGGUUGAGAAGCAGACAAGCCCGCCUGACUACCUGACGGAGGCUGAGCUCAUUACCCUGAUGGAGAAACAUGGCAUCGGUACUGAUGCUAGCAUCCCAGUCCACAUCAACAACAUCUGUCAGAGGAACUACGUGACAGUGGAGAGUGGCCGUAAGCUGAAGCCCACCAACCUGGGCAUUGUCCUGGUACAUGGCUACUAUAAGACAGAUGCAGAGCUGGUGCUCCCCACCAUACGCAGCGCUGUGGAGAAGCAGCUGACGCUCAUCGCCCUGGGCAAGGCCAACUAUCACCAGGUCCUGCAGCACACGCUGGACAUCUUCAAGAGGAAGUUUCACUAUUUUGUGGACUCCAUCAGCAGCAUGGAUGAACUGAUGGAGGUGUCCUUUUCUCCCAUUGCUGCCACUGGUAAACCCUUAUCACGCUGCGGCAAGUGUCAUCGCUUUAUGAAGUACAUCCAGGCCAAACCCAGCAGGCUUCACUGCUCCCACUGUGACGAAACAUACAGCCUCCCACAGAACGGCGCCAUCAAGCUGUACAAGGAACUGCGGUGCCCACUGGAUGACUUCGAACUGGUGCUAUGGACCUCAGGCUCCCGGGGCAAGAGCUACCCUCUCUGCCCCUACUGCUUUAGCAACCCACCCUUUCGGGACAUGAAAAAAGGCAUGGGAUGUAACGAGUGCACCCAUCCGUCCUGCCAGCACUCUCUUAAUUCCCUCGGCAUUGGACAGUGUGUGGAAUGUGAGAGCGGGGUUUUGGUGUUGGACCCCACUUCUGGCCCCAAAUGGAGGAUGGCUUGUAAUAAAUGCAACGUGGUGGUGCAUUUCUUUGAACACGCACACAGGUUACAGGUCUCUCAGGACAGCUGCGAUGCCUGUGAUGCUGCUCUUGUACUUGUGGACUUCAACAAGACGCGCACCCCACUUCCCUCUGGCGAGACACAGCACACUGGGUGUGUCUUUUGUGAUCCUGUUUUCCAGGAUCUAGUGGAGCUUAAACACGCUACCAUGAGGCACCCCAUGCACAGAGGAGGUGGGGCCAGAAGAGGAGGGCGGGGUAGGGGCAGGGGACGCCGAGGAAACCCCAAAAAACCAAAGGACAAAAUGGCUGCGUUGGCAGCUUACUUUGUGUAGCAAGCUGAAAUCAGAUGAAAUGAAAUCACUUUUCACUUGCCUUUUUGUGCAGCGUGGGGGUCUGUCCUCAGAUGUCGCAUUAUAAUAUUGAUGUUGUAUUUUAGCAAAUGCGUUUUUGUUUUUACACAAAUACAUGUCUGCCUGUAUUUGAAGUAAAAGAUUUCUCUAAAAAUAUAAAUGGUGCUGUUUAUUGAAAGUAAACAAAUUUUGCAGGUCGAGA
This is a messenger RNA of Lampris incognitus (smalleye Pacific opah), 3000 nucleotides long. It is a transcript of the gene top3b, whose product is annotated as DNA topoisomerase III beta. The record is from RefSeq and is a predicted model, not a curated record. The transcript has 18 exons. NCBI's taxonomy places the organism in Eukaryota, Metazoa, Chordata, Actinopteri, Lampriformes, Lampridae. Gene Ontology annotation, cellular component: nucleus. The coding region runs from base 204 to 2780 and encodes 858 amino acids. Gene Ontology annotation, molecular function: DNA topoisomerase type I (single strand cut, ATP-independent) activity; DNA binding. Gene Ontology annotation, biological process: DNA topological change.